AUGGCCUCAUCCGAUUUUCUAUUUUUGUCUUCUCCUCCAUCUUCCACUGAAGACCUGCAACAAUGGCGGAAAGAUAUCACCAAAGCCUUGCAAAAUCUUCUUUCCUCCAAAACCAUCCUUCCUGUCUGCAUCUUCAAACUUCCAGAAACCCUCACCUCCGAAAAACCAGACGCUUACGUUCCCCAACACAUCGGUCUCGGACCUAUCCACCAUUUCCGAACCGACCUCUACAGCAAGCAAGAAAAGCUUAAAAUCGUCACAGCAAAUAUAAUUCUACAACCCUGCAAUGUCACGACCGAGUUCGAAAAGAUUUUACAAGAGAAUCUCAUAAAUAUUGUCCCAGUUGCUGAAUACUGCUACGACUUGUCUUUCGACAUCGAUGAUGAUGUUUUAGCAUGCGUUUUCGCCAUAGAUGCACUCGUGUUGCUUGAUGUUUUAUCGAAAGUGAGAGACGGACGUUCAACGGCGUAUAUGGAAGAUGUUAUGAUGCUUGAAAACCAAAUCCCGUUAGUGAUCUUAAUCGAACUACUAAAUGCUCUGGACGUAUCAACCGGCGAUUCUGCCAAUUUGUUUCUUACGAAUUUGUUGCUUAACUUUUGCCAAACACGAGCGAUUUUUAAGUUUAUUAUGCCCAAAAAUCAGUUUGAUCUUGGUAUAGAUAAUCGCUUUCAUCUGCUUGAUUGCAUGCAUCACUUGAUCGUAAACCAUACUAUUCCGCCAACCCCUUCUGCUCGAAUCAAUUUCUCUGUUGGUAUAAAUCUAGAGAAUGUGGAAAACGUAGUGCAAACCGCAGGAGAGUUAUUCCCUUGUUUAAAUGUCUUUUUUAAGCCUAUUUUACUCCUACUCAAAUUGCCAUGGGACAAGAUCGGAAGUUUGAUCAAGAAAAUGUUGGGAGAUCCUCCUGAGGUGCUUGAAAUCGACAUCCCUUCGGUUUCACUUCUCACAAGAAUCGCAAAGAUUGGAUUUUCCACGACAAUUGGAGGCAUUCGGGACAUUAAAUUCGACGAGGAAAAUCUCACAUUUUGCCUCCCCAUUCUUGAUUUGAAACAUGAUUCUGAAGUUAUAUUAAGAAAUUUGGUGGCAUACGAAGAGUUGAUGUUCAAGAGUGGUAUCGCUACAAAUCUUGAUUUCACGGAGUAUGUGGAUUUCAUGUGUGGGAUCGUUGAUAGUGUUAAGGAUGUAGAGAUUCUUCGGGAGAAAGAAGUCAUCGUAGGUGAUAUGGAGGAUGAGGAAGUUGUAAAACUUUUUAAUGGGAUUACUAAAUCGAGUGUGAAAGUAAAUGGGCAGAAAUCGAAGUUGCAAAAUACCAUUGAGAAAGUAAAUAACCAUUAUGGUAAUAUUCCAAGAAUUAAAGUUUUUCGCUUUCUCAAGAAGCUGUUUUUGGCAUCGUGGAAAACUCUUGUAGUCGUGUUUUCGAUUUUGGGUCUACUGUUGGCUAUUUACGUUGGUGUUUGUGAAGUUUAUGAAUGUAAGGAUCGUUUUGGGCUUGGUGAGGGUCGAUUGGUCAUUCCUUAUGUUACCAUGAAUAACAAACUUCUUGAUUUUUAG
Messenger RNA from Lactuca sativa (garden lettuce), 1548 nucleotides. RefSeq names its product putative UPF0481 protein At3g02645. NCBI's taxonomy places the organism in Eukaryota, Viridiplantae, Streptophyta, Magnoliopsida, Asterales, Asteraceae. The record is from RefSeq and is a predicted model, not a curated record.